AUGUCGCGCUCCAUUCUUAAAAUAGUCAAAGGCGUUGAUAAGAUUGAGGGUCUGGGGAUGAGUAUCAAGAGAACGCUGGGACUCAAAGAGAUGAGAAACUUCACGCCGUUCCUUCUCGUUGACCAUUUCAAAAAUCAGGCCUCAGGCUCAGGGUUUGCACCUCAUCCGCAUAAAGGUCAUGAGACCAUCACUUACGUGCUAUCUGGACAAAUACAUCAUUCAGACUUCACGGGGUCCAGAGGAGUUAUCGAUAAAGGUGACCUUCAGUUCAUGACAGCAGGAAAAGGUAUUGUCCAUGCCGAAACACCAAAAGGAGGGUUGGUAGAGGGCCUACAGAUCUGGGUUGAUUUGCCGGUGGCGUUGAAGGAGGUUGAGCCCAGUUAUAGAAACCUGAUAGGCAAGGAUACUCCCGUAGUGCGGUCGUCGAAUUUAAGCGAGAUCAGGGUCAUUUCCGGGGAGUCAAAUGGGAUAUCGAACAAGCGUGAAUUGGCUCAAAUUCCGAUUGAAUACUACCAUAUGACAUUGGGCGCCGGUGCUGAUUUCAAGCAGGAGGUGAAAAGAGGCCAUAAUAGCUUCAUCUAUGUGAUUCAUGGCCAAUUGGAAGUCGCGGGAAAAGAAGUCCCCGAACACAGCUCAGUUUUCUUCGACGAGGACGGCGACUUCAUCGCUGGAAAAACACCCGAGGGAGCCGAAUUUGUCAUUCUUACCGGACAGAAGCUGGACCAGGAAAUCCACAUGAUGGGCACGUUCGUGGAGGCCUCACGUGAUAAGCUGAAGGACUCUCUGAAAAGCUACAAGAAUAAGACUGGAGGUUUCUCUAGGCUGCGUGAUCCCUCCUAUAAUUUCAGUUAA
Messenger RNA from Kuraishia capsulata CBS 1993, 852 nucleotides. RefSeq lists its product as uncharacterized. Lineage: Eukaryota; Fungi; Ascomycota; Pichiomycetes; Pichiales; Pichiaceae. The transcript has a single exon. The record is from RefSeq and is a predicted model, not a curated record. The coding region runs from base 1 to 852 and encodes 283 amino acids.